AUGGCCAGCGGCAGCCCCGCCAAGAUGGACAGCAGCGCCAGCCAGCCGCCGCCUCCCCCGCCGUUCCUGCAGCCCGCCUGCUUCUUCGCUGCAGCCGCGGCGGCGGCCGCCGUGGCCGCCUCACAGAACGCGCAGCAGCAGCAGCAGCAGCAGCAGCAGCUGAGCCCGGCGGCGGCGAGCGGCCAGCCCUCUCCAGGCGCCUCCAAAGCGCCCGCUGCGGCUGCGCCGAAGCAGCAGCCGCAGGUCAAACGGCCGCGCUCGUCCUCGCCGGAGUUGAUGCGCUGCAAGAGGCGCCUCAACUUCAGCGGCUUCGGCUACAGCCUCCCUCAGCAGCAGCCGGCGGCGGUGGCUCGAAGGAACGAGCGGGAGAGGAACCGCGUCAAGCUCGUCAACCUGGGCUUCGCCACGCUGCGCGAGCACGUCCCCAACGGCGCCGCCAACAAGAAGAUGAGCAAGGUGGAGACGCUGCGUUCGGCCGUCGAGUACAUCCGAGCCCUCCAGCAGCUGCUCGACGAGCACGACGCCGUCAGCGCCGCCUUCCAGGCCGGCGUCCUCUCGCCCACCAUCUCGCCCAACUACCCCAACGACAUGAACUCCAUGGCCGGCUCGCCGGUCUCCUCCUACUCGUCCGACGAAGGCUCCUACGACCCCCUCAGCCCCGAAGAGCAGGAGCUGCUGGACUUCACCAACUGGUUCUGA
Messenger RNA from Eublepharis macularius, 699 nucleotides. RefSeq names its product achaete-scute family bHLH transcription factor 1 (gene ASCL1). NCBI's taxonomy places the organism in Eukaryota, Metazoa, Chordata, Lepidosauria, Squamata, Eublepharidae. The record is from RefSeq and is a predicted model, not a curated record. The transcript has a single exon. Gene Ontology annotation, biological process: developmental process; regulation of transcription by RNA polymerase II. Gene Ontology annotation, molecular function: DNA-binding transcription factor activity, RNA polymerase II-specific; protein dimerization activity; RNA polymerase II transcription regulatory region sequence-specific DNA binding. Bases 1 to 699 code for a protein of 232 amino acids.